CACUACUCGGCCCUCACCUCGCUGGCCCGCGCCUGCCCCGAGAGCGCCCUGCACCGCGUGGGCAGCAUGUUCCGCUCCAAGCGGCGGAAAUUUCGCGUCACCAGCGAAGACCCCACGUAUACUGUGCUCUACCUGGGCAACGCCACCACCAUCCAGUCCAAAGGUGAGGGCUGCACCGACCUAGCCGUCUGCAAGAUUUGGAGCAAGAGCGAGGCGGGCCGGCAGGGCACCAAGAUGAAGCUGACCAUCAGCGCGCAGGGCAUCCGCAUGGCCCACGCCGAGGACAAGGGGCUGCGCCGGCCCGGCCAUCUCUACCUGCUGCACCGGGUCACCUACUGCGUGGCCGACCCGCGCCUGCCCCGUGUCUUCGCCUGGAUCUACCGCCACGAGCUGAAGCACAAGGCGGUGAUGCUGCGCUGCCACGCCGUGCUGGUCUCCAAGCCCGAGAAGGCGAAGGCCAUGGCCCUGCUGCUCUACCAGACUUCGGCCACGGCACUGGCCGAGUUCCGCCGGCUGAAGAAGCGGGACGACGCGCGGCACCAGCAGCAGCAGCUGGUGGGCGAGCAGAGCAUCCCGCUGGUGCCGCUGCGCAAGCUGCUCAACGGGCAGUGCUGCUACAAGCCGCCGGUAGAGCGGAGCCGCAGCGCGCCCAAGCUGGGCUCCAUCACGGAGGACCUACUGGGCGAGGAGCAGGAAGAGCGGGCCAUGCACUGCGACUGCGAAGACAUCCUGGAAGCGCUGGGCGAGCCCGAGGGCGAGCUGCUGCGCCCCAGCACCGGCCGCGGCGAGAGCCCAGAGCUGGGCCAGCUCCUCCGCGACCUGGGCGAACUCAGCCUGGGCAACGACUUGCGCUCGCUGCGCGCCGACCUGCGCGUCCGCCGCCUGCUUUCCGGGGAAAGCACGGGCAGCGAGUCCUCCCUGGAGAGCGGCGGCACGGACGGGGCCGCCCCGCCCGGCAGCGACGCCGAGCAGCCGCCCCCCGGCGACCCCGAGACCGGCUGAGCACUCGAGCCCGUACGGGCUUGCGCGGUGCCGCCGGGGCGC
This is a messenger RNA of Cyanistes caeruleus (blue tit), 1044 nucleotides long. RefSeq names its product family with sequence similarity 43 member A (gene FAM43A). The record is from RefSeq and is a predicted model, not a curated record. NCBI's taxonomy places the organism in Eukaryota, Metazoa, Chordata, Aves, Passeriformes, Paridae.